Coccomyxa subellipsoidea C-169 is the source of this 568-nucleotide messenger RNA. RefSeq lists its product as hypothetical. NCBI's taxonomy places the organism in Eukaryota, Viridiplantae, Chlorophyta, Trebouxiophyceae, Coccomyxaceae. The annotation marks the transcript as partial. The record is from RefSeq and is a predicted model, not a curated record. The transcript has a single exon.
CGCAUUCGCACCCAGGUUCAGGCCAGCCAGGAAGGCACGCAACCCCAAAACUCAGGAGGAGCUGGAUGUUGAGGCCACCACAGUGCCCACCUUCACGGCGAGCAAGGUGUUCAAGGACAAGGUUGGCAAGGGCAACAAUGCCACACUGGCAGUCUAAGCCAGUCCCUGUCAAAACAGCUGCUAUACCACAUGGCGAAUCAUCAGUGGAGUCUGUGCGGCCCAUGUCUCAUACGCAGCCAAGACUGAUGCAUGGAAUUUGCCUGCUUUCUGCUCUCCAGUUUUUUUGUUGUCAGAAUGCAAAAUGGGCUAUGUUUUUGGCUGGAACCUGUCCAACAUGAACAAUUUUGCACGCCAUGCCAUGCAGCAAAGCACCAUCCUUUACUCCUUCCCUGACAAUUACCUGCAGCUUGUUCUGGAUCCUAAUGGUGUUGGACUUGGAGUGUGGUCAUGAUACAGGGACGAAGGUGGCACCUUUCAAGGUGCAAUCUUUGAGAAUCAGCUUUCACAAGAGUGACAUGGUGCAUGGACGCAAACAUAGGGUGAACUGCGGUCAUUCGUGGGCACGUGU